UGGAAUUUGUACUGUGCAUAUAUAAUAUAUAAUAUGGAGCAAGCCUGCAUGCCUCUAACAUUAUAUAUAUGUGUGUGUCCGGGGUGCUGGUCUCUAAGUAGUUAGCCGGCCAUAAUAAUUCUCUCUGAUCAUCAUCUCCAACAACGAAUGGGACGGAGACCAUGCUGUGAUAAAGUUGGAUUGAACAAGGGGCCAUGGACCGCCGAAGAGGACAAGAAGCUCGUCGACUUUGUUCUCGCCAACCACCCCCAAUGCUGCUGGAGAGAAGUUCCUAAAAAUGCAGGGCUCCUUAGGUGUGGCAAGAGUUGCAGGCUGAGAUGGACUAAUUAUCUGAGACCGGAUUUGAAGAGAGGCCUUUUAUCCGAAUAUGAAGAGAAGCUUAUUAUUGACCUUCAUGCUCAGCUUGGCAACAGAUGGUCUAGGAUCGCGUCUCAUAUGCCUGGAAGAACUGAUAAUGAGAUCAAGAAUUUGUGGCAUACUUACAUCAAGAAAAAGUUAAGCAAGAUGGGGAUUGAUCCUGUCACUCACAAACCAAUUCUUGCUGGCCCUCCUAAUGGUAAUUAUCAGGAUCAUGACGCUCUAUCUCAAAAGGAAGCACAAAAGAGUAGAGAAGAAAUGCAAGAGCAAGAUAAAGGUCAAGAAAAUUGUGAUGGGAUUUCAUCAUUAGAGGAGUCCAUUAUCAGUAACACUGAUGAUUAUCGUCUGGACAAAGAACAAGUAGCAAUGGACACUAGCAAUGGCUUUUCUGUCCCUGAAGUCCCAUGGAGCAUACCCCAUGAAUUUUGUGUUUCUAGUUCUGAUCAACAAUCUUCUUGUUCUUCGACCACUUUUUCUGAUACAAGUGCAGUAACGCUCUCUAUGUCCGAUAUCAACUCAAUACUUGAAGACUUGAGGUUUUUACCAUCUUUUGAGGAUUGGCAGAGUGAUGAUAACAGCAAGAAUUACGUGGAACCCAUGGGUGUCCCCUAUGACGAUGAUUUCGCUGAUUGGGAUUGGUUGAUUAAUGAUUUUGAUAUUGACAAUAUUGAUCAUGAAAUUGUUCAGUCUCUUCCGGACCCUGCCACUGCUUAA
Molecule: messenger RNA, 1071 nt
Organism: Daucus carota subsp. sativus
Lineage: Eukaryota; Viridiplantae; Streptophyta; Magnoliopsida; Apiales; Apiaceae
Product: transcription factor MYB20
Exons: 2
Coding region: 148-1071 (307 amino acids)
Source: RefSeq, a predicted model, not a curated record